Alexandromys fortis (reed vole) is the source of this 3513-nucleotide messenger RNA. Its product is annotated as NACHT, LRR and PYD domains-containing protein 1a-like. The transcript is spliced from 13 exons. Lineage: Eukaryota; Metazoa; Chordata; Mammalia; Rodentia; Cricetidae. Gene Ontology annotation, molecular function: protein binding. Gene Ontology annotation, biological process: innate immune response; regulation of apoptotic process; inflammatory response. Gene Ontology annotation, cellular component: canonical inflammasome complex. The record is from RefSeq and is a predicted model, not a curated record. Bases 1 to 3513 code for a protein of 1170 amino acids.
AUGGAAGCAGCUCCAUUCAAAGAGGCAAGUGGCACAGAGGAAGGUCAACAGGUCUUGGACCCCACCCAUGGCAGGAGGAAGCAGAUGGACCUGGAGUUGCAACAGACUGAAGCCCAAAGAGAGAAGGACUUGGUUCUAAAAAUACAUCAGAAUGAAGGAAUAGAGACUCUUUACCACACUGAGUCCUGGAAAACAGAGGAUUUGCUCAAAAAUUUCACACAGCUACUACUUCUUCAAAAACCUUGCCCAAGAAGAGGCUGGAAGACUAUGGUUAGGAAAAGCUGGUGUAAUUGUGUAGCAGAGGAGAGUGGUCAUCUGAUUGAGAUCCAAGACUUAUUUGGUCUAAGCCCAGAUACCAAAAAAGAGCCUCAAUUAGUCAUAUUAGAGGGGGCUGCUGGGAUUGGGAAGUCAACCCUGGCCAGGCAGGUGAGGAGAGCAUGGGGGGAAAGUCAACUCUAUAGGGAUCGCUUUCAUUAUGUCUUCUACUUCAGCUGCAGAGAGCUGUCCCAGUGCAAGCAGCUGAGUCUUGCUGAGCUCAUAGCAAAAGACCAGGGUGUGCCUAUAGCUCCCAUCAGGCAGAUCCUGUCUCACCCUGAGAAGCUGCUCUUCAUCUUGGAUGGCAUAGAUGAGCCAGCAUGGGUCUUGGAGGAUCAGAAUCCUGAACUAUGCCUGCAUUGGAGCCAGCCACAGCCUGUGCACACACUGCUGGCCAGUUUGCUGGAGAAAUCAGUCCUUCCUGAGGCUUCUUUGCUGCUCACAGCUAGGACCACAGUUCUGAAGAAACUCAUUACUCCAUUGAAGCAGCCACGUUGGGUGGAAGUCCUGGGCUUCUCUGAGUCUGGACGAAAGGAAUAUUUCUACAAAUAUUUCACAGAGAAAAGAGAAGCAGUUUUUACUUUGGUUGACUCAAACCCAGUACUCUCAACACUGUGUAUGAUACCCUGGGUGUCCUGGCUGGUCUGCACUUGCCUGAAACAGCAGAUAGAGCAAGGAAGAGAACUCUCACUAACCUCACAGACCACCACAGCACUCUGCCUGAAAUACCUUUUCCAGACUCUCCCAGAAUCUGUCAUAGAGACCUAUCUCAGAGGACUCUGCUCACUGGCUGCUGAGGGGAUCUGCAGUAGAAGGACCCUGUUCAGUGAGAGAGAUCUUUGGAAGCAAAGGUUAACUGAGGAUGUUAUUGACAUUUUCUUGAAGAUUGGUAUCCUUCAAAAGCAGCCCAGCUCUUUGAGUUAUAGCUUUCCCCACUUGUGUCUACAGGAGUUCUUAGCAGCAAUGUUCUGCAUCUUUUGUGAUGAAGAGAGAUAUGAUGAUAUGGAAAACUACAGGGUUGUGGAAACACUGACAGAAGUGUAUGGAAUGCAAGACUUGUUUGAGGCACCCACCAUACGCUUCCUAUUUGGACUUUUAAAUAAACCGGAAGGGAAAGAGAUGAAGAAGAUCUUCACCACUCAUUCACCUUUCCACACCCUCUGGAAAAUUCUGAAUAAAGUCCGGGCAUUUCCUGAGCACCAGCAUCUCUAUUCUCUGGGGUUGUUUUAUUGUAUUUAUGAGAAUCAUAAUGAGACAAUCAUGAUAAGGAUGCUGCAAAAUCUCCAAAAUAAAAAGGCGUGCUAUCUGACAGAUAUGUCACACCCAGCGUUCCAGACAAAUGUGAAGCACUUGGUAAUCCAGACAGAUGUGGAUCUCAUGGUAGUCACUUUCUGCGUUAAGUUCUGCCACCAUGUGAAGAGACUUCAGUUGAAUGGUUGUGGACAGCAUGGACCAAUGGUAACGACCCCUAGGAUGGUUCUGUCCAGGUGGAUCCCUCUCACGGAUACCAGUUGGCAGAUUUUCUUCUCCACUCUUGAGAUAACAGAAAGCUUGGAGGAGCUGGACCUAAGUGGAAAUCCAUUGAGCUACUCUGCAGUAAAGAGCCUAUGUAGGACCAUGAGAUGCCCUGAAUGUCGCCUAAAGACAUUGUGGCUUGUCAACUGUGGCCUCACAUCCAGCCACUGUGAGGACCUGGCCUCAGUGCUCAGUACCAGCUCCAGCCUGACUGAGCUAGACCUGCAGCUGAAUGACCUGGGUGACCAUGGUGUUAGGCUGCUCUGUAAGGGGCUUGGAAAUCCUGCCUGCAACCUUAAAAUUCUGAGGCUGUACCAGGCCCCUGUCAGUGACCAAGUGAUGAUGGAGCUCAGGGCCGUGGAGACAGCGAAUCCACAGCUGCUCAUCUACAGCACAUGGAAUCCAAAUGCGAUGAUUCUUACUAAGAACCUGGAUGGAGAAGAAAUGGAUGAUAACUUAAACUCAUUUAAGCGGCAGAGACUACAGUCAGGAGACAAGCACACAGAAUCACCAGGGACUGAAGAUGAUUUCUGGGGCCCUACAGGGCCUGUCGCUAUUGAGGUGAUUGACAGAGAGAGGAACCUGUACAGAGUUCAAUUCCCUGUGUCUGGUUCCUACCACUGUCACAACAUAGGACUCUGCUUUGUGGUAACAAGGGCAGUGACAAUUGAGAUUGGAUUCUGUGCCUGGAGCCAACACCUGGAGAAGACUCGCUUACAGCACAAUUACAUGGUUGCUGGGCCUCUGUUUGAUAUCAAGGCUGAGCAGGGAACUGUGGCUGCUGUGUACCUCCCUCACUUUGUGAAUUUUCGAGAGGGACAGGUGGACAUCUCCUUGUUCCAUGUGGCCCACUUUCAAGAACAGGGGAUGGUCCUAGAAACUGCAGCCAGAGUGGAACAGCAUUAUGCAGUGCUGGAAAACCCAAGCUUCUCCCCAAGGGGAGUUUUACUGAGAAUGAUUCCUGCUGCCAGACAUUUCAUCCCCAUCACUUCCAUCACAUUGAUCUACUAUCACCUCCAUCUCAACGAUGUGACAUUUCACCUUUACCUGGUCCCUAAUGACUGCACCAUUCGGAAGGCCAUUGAUGAUGAAGAAAUGAAAUUCCAAUUUGUUCGAAUAAACAAGCCACCCCCACUAGACUCUCUUUAUAUUGGUUCCCGCUACAUCGUCUCUGGUUCCAAGAAGCUGGAAAUCAUCCCAGUGGAACUGGAGCUGUGCUAUCGGAGCCCUGGAGAAUCCCAGCUCUUCUCUGAGAUCUAUGUUGGCCACAUGGGUUCAGGGAUUAAUCUACAAAUCAGAGACAAGAAGAAUCGGAAACUCAUAUGGGAGGCUGUGCUGAAACCAGGGGACCUCAGACCUCCACUGCCCAUGAUCCCUUCUGCCCACAAAGAUGUUCCUACCUUUCUACACUUCCUGGACCAGCAUCGGGAGCAGCUGGUGGCCCGAGUGACAUCAGUGGACCCUCUGUUGGACAAGCUGCAUGGUCCAGUGCUGAGUGAAGAGGAGUAUGAGGUAGUGAGGGCUGAAAUCACCACCCAAGACAAGAUGAGAAAACUCUUCAGCAUCAGCAAGUCCUGGAGGUGGGUCUGCAAAGACCAAGUCUACCAAGCUCUAAAGGAGAUACAUCCUCACCUGAUCAUGGACCUCCUUGAGAAAUCAGGCAAAAUCUCUAUGAGAUCCUGA